CGUCGUCGUCGUUGUCGUCAGUCUUCGGUGCUGUCGAGCGGGAGUUGGUGCGGUCGACUCGUCUGGCAGGGUUUUGUGAACGAGGACCAGUGAGUGAGUGCAAACGCAAAAAAAAGAACCAUAUAUUGAAUCAUCAUCGUCAUCAUCAGUUCGAAGGGACGCUUCCGUGCUGGUGGGUAUUGUUGGCACGAAACACGAAGAAGAACAUAUAAUUCCAAAACCCAUUACGCGCUUGGUUUUGUGGGUGCUGUGUUUUGUGUGCUUUUUUCGGGAUUGCACUUUGUGUGAUAACAUGUCCAAACCCCCGGUGCGAGAGAGAGAGGAGAGGUGAGUCCGUGACGAUAGUUUGCUGGUGCCAACAUAAGAAGAAAAGUUUAAAUAGCCGCAAAUAUGCUCGGAAGUGUUGUUUUUGGGGUAGCGGGGGGAUAGAGGUGCAGCGGCGGCAGUGAGCGAAACGCAACAGAAAAGUGGUAUUGUGUGUGAUGUUCGGAAAAGUGCGCUGCGGUGUAAUAUACAGGCGGAGGAAGCAAGUGCAAUAGAUGUGUAUAUACACACAUUUUUCAAGUGUAUAUACGACUGGAACGCGUACAGUGAUUAUCGAAUUUAAGGUGAUUUUAAUUUGAAAAAGAAAAAAGAAUGCCCUUACGCGACGAAUGCGGCUUUGCGUGCGGGGCGUGAGGUGAUUACGCGAUUUCGUGGCUGCUGUUGAACAGGAGAAGACUAGCAGCAGCAGCAGCAGGUACUGUCUGCUCGCUGGCAAAGACAACAAAGAGGAAAAGUUUUGGAAUUUCUCCGCGUCGUUUUAAAAUACACAAAUUUGGCUCGUUCAGUGCUAGUGUUUGUGGAGAGCAGAUUCUUUUUCGAGGAUAUUUUUAAAACGUGGCAUAUCAACAUUACGGAAGCGAUAUUCUUUUUUUUUUUGGGGGGGGGGAUUCAAUUCCUGUAUUCAGCAAGUAGUGUUCUCAGCGUUGGAAGAGUAGGCGGUGUGGCGAACGGCGGAAAAAGAAAAAAAAAUAGUGACAUUGGCCACAUAUGUACACAAACACACAGCGGAGAGUAGGCAGACAAACACGGCUUUCAAACGCGGAUCUCGCGGAAGGUUAACAGGAUGCAACCACCCCCUUGAGGAGGAAAGCUUCUCGGUGGGGAACGACGAACGGGCGCGUCUUGCGUGUGUCCGUCCAGUGGGGUGGUUCCACUGAAGGGGCCGAAUGCCUGACUGACUAAUUAUCGUUGAGACUACGACGGAGAGAGAGAGAGGGACUUGAAUGAACAAUGAAUGUCCUUGGAAGGAGGAGGAGCAACCACAACAACAACAACGCUUGAGCGCUAGAAGGAAACUAGGAAAGAGGGCUAAGGCCACGCAACAAUUCGUUGGGCAGCGGUCGUCGCACGAACCCUUUUUGGGUGGAGAGUGUGGGGGGAAAGGUCAGCCACAGGAUAACCACUGAGCGCGCGCUAGAAAUAGCAGCAUUGGCCUACUAAACCCGGUGGACACGGGCCUUUCGUGCGGUGUGUGCACGAAAUCUAGACACCCACACGUCUCGUGUGGUGGCCACCGGAAUCGAAAAGCUGUUGAGUUGCUGCGAAAGCAGCUGACUUCUUGGCAGAGCAGAUGUUUGGUCAUCAGAAGAGCGAAAGGAUGGAUCUCAACAAUGAGAAUAUUCAGUCCGCUUCGGAAAUCAUAGAAAACCGACUCUACUUUGUGGCGUUCAAGAAGGACUUCAAACCACGCGGUACCUCGAACACGCAUUAUUUCACCAUCGACGAUGAACUGGUGUACGAGAACUUUUACAAUGACUUCGGUCCGCUGAACAUCUGCAUGCUAUAUCGGUACUGCCGACUGCUGAACGACAAGCUCCGCUCGUUGCUGCACGCGAAAAAGAAAAUCGUCCACUACACCUCGGUGGACGCCUCGAAGCGACUGAAUGCGGCCUAUCUGAUCGGAGCCUACGCGGUGAUCUAUCUGCGGCGGACCGCGGAUGAGGCUCUGAAGCCUCUGACCAGUGGCUGCAAUGUGCUGACCUAUACGAAGUUCUGCGACGCGUCCUACGUAUACUCCGGAUAUCGGAUAUCACUGCACGAUUGUAUUCACGCGGUGGCGAAAGCGUUGGAGGCAGGAUUUUUCAACUUCGACGAUUUCGACUCCCACCAGUACGAGUAUUACGAGCGGGUGGAAAACGGGGACUUCAACUGGAUCGUACCGGAUAAGUUUCUGGCGUUUUGUGGGCCACACAGCAAGUCCCGGCUGGACAAUGGCUAUCCCAUCCACGCUCCGGAAACGUACUUUGAGUAUUUCAGGAAGUACAACGUGACGACCAUCAUUCGGUUGAACGUGAAAAUCUACGACGCCGCGAGAUUCACCUGCGCUGGCUUCACGCAUCACGAUUUGUUUUUCGUGGACGGAAGCACUCCGAACGAUGCCAUACUGAAGAAGUUUCUGAACAUCUGCGAGCAGGCGGAUGGUGCCAUUGCGGUGCAUUGCAAGGCCGGUCUCGGUCGCACCGGAACUCUCAUCGGAGCAUAUCUUAUCAAGCACUACAACUUCAGCGCGCUGGAAGCGAUCGCGUGGUUGCGACUGUGUCGACCGGGAUCCGUCAUUGGUCACCAGCAGCAGUGGAUGCUUAGCAAGGAGGCCUCUCUGAUGAACGAAGGGAACUCAUAUCGCAAGCGACACGCCGUCAGUAAACCCAUCCGACACGAGUACGGCAUUUACAGCAUCCGACAGUACAUCGACUGGGGGCAAGAAUCGCCAAAUACGCCAUCCAUUAAAGCCAGCCUCUCGCCAUCGGGUUCCUCAACGGGAUCAUCCUCGUCGACCACGUCGUCCUCGGCGGCUUCGUCGACUACAACCACUCCGGUGGCGGUGAAACUGCCGGAGGCCAACAGUACCUGCAAUAACCGAGUGCAGAUGUUGCUGAAGGAGCGAGUCCGAGGGAUCUCCCACAAGGUGGACACAAUGCGGUUGAACGAUGAGGAGGAACACCACCACCAGCAGCAGCCACAGCAACAACAACAGAGCAAUCAGCUGAAUAACAACUGCGACGGGGGACGAACGGAAUCGUCGGGUCUGGUUGUGGACGUCGUCGAUGGGGUAACCAAUCUGGUGGACGCAAAGUGUGCAACCAUUCCGGUGACGAGGAGAACGAAAUCGGUGCGGACCAGCCGGCUUAUUACGCUGGAACAGUCCCAGCAAACACAGGGUGACAAGCUGAACCAGAUCAAGGCAAUGCGGCGGAGGCCCUCCCGGUCGGCGAAUAUUAUUACGCAGUGUCAUGACGAAACGAUCACUAACAACCGUUUUAAUCUGAAUCAUUUGCAUCACCACCACCACUACCAUCACCAUCACCACCACCACCAUACCCGUGCUAAAUCUCAACCAUUUCGCAAUACUACCGCUAUUAAUUCGAACAACAACAACAACAACAAUACCAUCAUCAAUACCACCACCAACAACAACAACAUCAACAACAGUGAUCGUGAUACUACUAGCGGCAACUGCUCGAGUGCUCGAAUCGCUGCCGCCAGUGUGCAAGCAAAUAAUCUCUUGAAUCAAAUCGCCUCAUCUACCAACACCACCACCACCACCACCGCCAAUCGUACGACGUCGUCAUCUUGUCCACCCAACGUCGACGACGAUGACGACCACGACAACGAACACCCGACAGCAGAGGCAGUACCGUCGGAAACGGGAGCGAAAGUGCCAUUGGAAUCAUCCGAAGAAGUUCCUGUAUUGCCUGUUACCACCACCAGCAGCAGUCGGACAGUGGCGGUGGCACCACCGGAGCGCCAUAAAAUCGAGAAAAGCGAUGAGAAUGAAAGUAAGCAGUUAACAGCAAUCAGCAGCAACAGCAGCAGCACUACUACAGCAACAACUUCUACUACUACAACUACUACCACCACCACCACUACGACAAACACAAACAAUUGCAGCAAUGGUACGACUAUUGGUGCAACUGCCACCAACGUAACACAACAUACCACGAUCACAGUAGCCGUAGGCGAAACGAGAGGAUGCGGCAAUGCGACGACGGGACUGCUGCUGCCGUGUCCGAUGAGGCAGGCCAACAACCGGCUGUUCAGUAAAAGGUCCGUGUCAGCCAACCAGCAGCAGCAGGUUCAGCAGCAGAAGAACAAACGAAACGUCCAAACGUCGAUGGACACCAUUCUGAGCACCACCCAGCAACAGCAGCAAACCAUCGGUGGCUGCUGCACCGGAGGACCUACUACGAUCACCACCAGCACAACCACCGGUUCGGCCGUGAUCAAACUAACCGUGAAGGACGAAGUGAAACCCCGAGCGUCCGUUCGGACGGUCCGGAACAACAGCCUGGACACUUACCACCAUCACUAUCAGUAUAUCAACAUACCCAACAUAAUCACAUACAAGCGGGGCCGAUCGAAGAUCCCCGCCUCGGCCCGGCUGCGAGCGACUCUGGCCGAUACCGCCGGUUCCGGAGGCGGUGGGGGGAGCGCUUCCAAAAAGGAUCCAUCGGAUGCCCAAUCGUCGGCGGCGGCGAUUCAGCUUAUUCUGAACAAACCAAUGACGCGGCGAACGCGGAAUUCGGGCGGUGGGACCGCCCCACCGCAGCUGAUUUCGGUAGAAGCCACCAAAAGCAGCGAUUCAGCAGCGGUGACAGCGGCCGCGAUGGCGGCAGCCGCAGCCGAUGAGCUAAAUGGUAAUGGAGGGGCGAUUACAACAUCAGCUCCGCUGAGCGGAGACGACCACCGAAACAACAACGGCGAUAUCAAUCUGGAACUGACGAGUCUUGCUAACGCGGAAAUCAUCGUCUGCACUAGCAGUAGCACCAUCACCACCACCAGCAACAGCAGCGUUAUCAAGCGCAACAAACGAUCCCGGAGUAGUACCAAAAUUGAGAAGGAGAAAAACGACGAGAAGGGGAGCAAAGUGUUGCGGAAAAAUGGUGGAACAGCUGCGGGUGGCAGCAGUGGCAUUCCGGUGGCCACCGGUACGAAGGCGAGCGACUCGAAGGGGGCCAGCAGUGAGAGUAUUACCUCGGCGGCCAGUACUCCGACGGCAACGCUGCACCGGAAUACAUUCAGCAGUAGUUCGUUGAACCGGAAGGUGGAUGCUAAGGUUGGACAAGUGUCGCAAGAAUGUUCCUUGGGCGGCAGCAGCUCACUGAAGGCGCGCCGGAAGUGAACAGUUGCACUCGAUGGCUCGUUGGGGAAUGUGCCGAGACGAUUUCUGUGAUGUGAUUUCAUAGUUGUUUUCAUUUUUUUAUUUAGAGAUUUAUUAUCUAUUUUUUUGGAUACAAAAGUUGAAAUUUAUCGCAGUGCGAUAUAAUUAAGCAUUAAAAUUUUACACAAUUAGAAAAUCGUUUUCGAAUAUUUUGAUCUAAAUUUAAUAGUUUAGCUUGAUCGGGAGGUGCGUUCGAAACCCAUUUUGCAUUUAUGCCAAAUUGAUAUAAUGUGUUUCAUUUAUUUGGGACCAGAUAACUUUCUCACUCUCUAUUUCCGUUUUUCAGGAUUUGGCUUUUGUUGGGUUGGUGGGAGAAAUGCUACUUAAUAAUAUGUGUGUUUUGUUUACUAAUACCAUUUUUCUUCGCUACAAUCCAGAGCUCGUAGAGGUGCUUAUGCCAGCAGCGAAAACACCCUAAUUUUGUGUUUGUUACAGAUUUACCUCGUUUUUCUUGAAAGCUAAUUGUUCGCUGCAUGUCGUAUUAGGAACACACUCUCACAAACAGAUUGCGCGCAUAUCAGCAGACAGAGCGAUUGGGGUGAUGUGCUAAAGCUUAACUGAAAGUAAGAUUUUUAAUACUGCGAAAAGUUAGCGUAGAAUUGUAUAAUUGUAGUAUAAGAAGGCAACCAAAACAAAAUGUCCAAUGCGCUCCGCUGCAUGAAAAACAAAUAACUGUUAAAUAAUAUUGUUAGUUUGCGCGUGCAAUGUUAAGGCGAAACAAAACAAACAUCUACAACAAGUACACAUAUUUAGCGCGCUUGAAAUUGAACAAAACACUGCUUAAAAAAAUUGGAAGUACAAAUCGGAACAAGAAGUGUUUGUGGAGAAUAAGGAUGCUUAAGGUGGGGCUGUUAGAUUCUAUUUUUUGUUGUUUUUCUUCUCUCAAUUAACCGGAUGUCAUCAAAAGCAGUGCCAUUGAGGAUUUUCCUAAGUCUGUCGCCUAACUAUUGGAGGAACUCUUUCAUCAAAGGAAGUUAUUUUGAAUUGCAUGGACACACGAGUUCGUUGGUUUCAACUUGCCGCUCUAAAUACUAUGAGGACGUCUGAUUUGGUAUCAGAAUAUUAACUACUACUAGUACUAGUACUUAGUGGCGUAGUGUGCGGGUGACAAACCUGGCAUUUGCUGGGGGCGCUGACCCUUUGGGGCGAACAAAUCCAAGAAUCAACAAUAGCAAUUGUUUCCCGUUGUAUAUUUCAUCUUAGUAAAAUCUGAGUAAAAACAUCCAUCAUGAGUAGUCGCCUCUGUCCGUACAUGGAACCAAUCAGCUAUCUUUGAUUUUCUUCUCAAAAUUGGAACACAACAUCACAUUACACCAAUAACAUUUUGAUUUUUCCGCUACGCAUGCCUGGGCACCUUUUCCAUACUAGGCGAUAUUUUACAGUUAUUGCUUGAACGACAAUUCAUUUUCAGUCAGCACUACCCUGACAGACGAUUUAAUUUUCUUAGUUUUGAUAGAAGGCAAUUAUUCUUCAUCUGACUGACAUCACUCAAUUCAACACUGUUACAGAUAGUGCUCUCAUAAAAAGCAUCAAAGAAUCAAUAAAUUCUGACGCGUCCAGCUCGUCAUUGUCAGUUUGUUCAGGAAAGUUUAUGACAAACUGGACUCGUCCUAAUUUUGUUUAAACUCAAGAUAGCGUUAUAAUGUAUUCGACAACGUUUUAGAUCUUAUCAAAAUAUGAACUUUUGUCGAAGACGUCAACUUUCUCUUUUAUAGUUUCUAGUAUAUGUGGCAUUUUUGUCUGGAGACUCCUGAAAAAAUAAUGUUUUACUCGUAACAUUUUUGUGUGUAAAUUCUCGCCUUUGACAUUUUUAUAAAUAGGAAAAAUUUUGUAGAACAUGUAAAUUUCGAUAAUUUACACAUAAAUAUGUUACGAGUUCCACAUUAAUAGGAAACAUGAAAGGUUGUUGCUAGAAAAACUUUUCAGAGGCGAAUGAACUGAAAAGGUAAAGGCUCUUUAAAACAAAGAAUGGAAUGGAAUAGAAAAACUCUUUCCCUGUAAAAGACCCCGUCUUCAGAUUUAUGGGUGACUUGUUGUAAGAACAUAUCUAUUUUUUCAGAAUUUUGAAAAAAAAACAUAUUUUUGAGAAAAAUAAAUUAUAAUUUUCAAAAUAUUUUAUCUUCAAUUAAUUUUUUCUUUGAAAAUUCAUUUGAAAACAUAAAUUGUUUCCUAUAUUUUAUUGUUUAACUGAUGUUCGGUAGAUCUCUUAAUUUUUUAGUUAAGAUUUUUCGAAAAAAAGUUGAAAAAAACUCAAAAUUUCAAGAAAAUUUUCACUCAAAAACUAUAAGACCGUCAAAAUUUUAGUUAAAGAUGACCAACAAGUUUUCAUUGAAAAAUAUGACAAAUUUCUAAAAAAAAUUGAAAUUUUUUUUAAAAUUAAACUGAAAAAAAAAUUGAAAUUGAAGUUCAUUUCUCUAAAAAACUUUUUUUUUUAUUUUCAAAAAAAAAAAAAUGAAUAACCCUUACAAUUUCCAACAAGUCACCCAUACAUCGGAAAAUGAGUACUUUUACAGGGAAAAAGUUUUUCUAACAACAACUUUUUCAUAACAUUUUUAGGUAUAAAUUAUCAUGAUUUACAUGUUCUGCAAACAUUUUUUCUAUUUAGAAACAUGUCAAACGCGAGAACUUACAUACUAAAAUGUUACGAACAUUAUUUAUACAAGAAUAAAAAACAAAGCAAUACAAAAAUUCCAUAUAUUCCACAAACUAGAAAAGAUAGAAAGUUUACGUCUUUGACAAAAAAAAACUGAAACUUUGUCGAAUACACUAUAUCCCUAUCAUAAGUUUAAACCAAAUUAGCAUUAGUUGUUUUUUUUCAAAGAAAACAUGAAUAAGUUGUUGUUGGAAAAACUUUUUUCCUGUAAAAGUACCCAUCUUUCGAGUAUGGGUGACUUCUUGGAAAUUGUAAAGGUUAAACAAUUUUUUGAGAAUUUAAAAAAAAAAGUUUUUUAAAGAAAUGAACUUCAAUUUGUAAUUUUUUUUUUCAGUUUAAUUUAAAGAAAAUUUCGCAUUUUUUUUAUAAAAAUGUAAACAAUUUCCUAUACUUCACCCUAUGAGCUAUGAGCAUGGAUCAAUUCUAGCAGGCUGCGUCAAAGUUUGGACGGAAGUAUUCUUCAGACGUUGAUACAGAGGUGGAAGUGUUCAAGACGCAUAUAAAGGACCUACGUGUUCCAUGACUUGAUCUCUUAGAACAUCAUUCAAAGAUAUUCUCUCGAACGAUAGUCUCUUUGAAGCUUCCAGUUACAAUCGCAUCGUGCGAACGCAUUUUCAGCAAGCUAAAAUUGAUCACACAUUAUCUGCGCUCUAAAAUGAACUGAGACAACUCAACGGUUGAAAAGGGACGAAUGACCUUUGGGUUAAAGUCCCUUUAAAAACAAGAACAGAUCAACGGUCGAACGAUUUUUUUCGAUCGGGAAAGAAUCGCUUAGAUGUAAUUGUGGAUCAGGUUGCUUCAGCUAAAGCACACAAGGCAAAAAUUGAAAAAAGUGGUAUUUUUGGGGGCACCAUUUUCAUAGUUUGCCGGGGGCGCUGUCUACCCUCACUACGCCGCUGCUAGUACUAAUCAAAUUGAUCAAUGCAACAUUUUGACGGCGAUUUGAAUAUCACGGGGGACAAUGCGGGAAUCUAGUCUUUCUUUAUUUAUUUUAUAAUAGGAGUAAGUUUCUUUGUUUUUUUUUCAAAAAUUAUUGCUUUAUUCUGCAGAAAUGGUUAAAAAUUUAAUAUCCCAAGUAUUGCCCAUCGCUAGUCACAACUUUUUCCCAUCUUUGUGGCAAUUCACGGAUCCCUUUGCAGAAAUAAUCGUCCGGUUUGUCGGCUAACCACGAAUCGAUCCAAUUUUUGCAUCGAUCGAAAAAGGUAGUAAUCGGAUGGAGCAAUGUAUGGAGAAUACGGUGGGUGGGAUAGGACCCCACAUUUCAGCGUUUCCAAUUAUGUUUUGACUGGAUUCGUGACAUGCGGCCGAUCAUUGUCGUGCUGCAAAAUAACUUUAUCGUGUCUUUGCUCGUAUUGUGGCCGUUUUUCCUUCAGUGCACGGCUAUCGGUAGAGGUCCCCCGUAAUGGUUUCAUUCGGUUUUAGCAGCUCAUAGUACACCACACCCAGCUGGUCCCACCAAAUAGACAACAUAGGGCCCUAUUCCAGAAAACGAGACGAGCAGACGAGCGCUCGUCUCGUUUGUUUUCAUAUUCCAGAAGCCGAGCUCGACUGAUAACAGACGAGUAGCUCGUCUGGCUCGACGACCGUUUGGCUGCACUCGUCAAUGAAUCAGUCGGAUCGUCUAGUUUGUUUGAUGUGUUUGUUCACCUUGUUGAUUAAAAACAUCGGUAUUCAUUUGCUCCGCCUUUAUCUUCAAAAAUGGUUACACGGCUAAACUAGUAUUGCAUAAGCAAUGUAUGUUUUCAACUGCAACCAUCAAAUUCAAUUCAGUAAUUGCAAGAUUUUAUAGAUUUUCAAAAUGGGCCUCUUCCAAACAACACAACCAAAUGUAAACAUUGAACUCAUAUCCAGGGAUGCUAGAUGACUGUUUUGAAUAUAUUAACACGAAAUGAAAAGGGUCUUCACAUAUUGAAUGAAAAUGAGUAAUUCAAAACAAUUACUUUAUUGGAAAUACAUAUAUACAGAUUUGUGCUCCCGUGGCCGAGUGGUUAGCGUCAUAACUAACAUGCCGGGUGUUCGGGUUCGAUUCCCGUUCUGGUCGGGGGAAUUUUUGUCAAAGAAAUUUCCUCCGACUUGCACUGUGAUCACGCGUAUUCUAGAGCUUGCCACUCAGAAUGCAUUCAAGGCGUGUUAUUUGGCAUAGAAAUCUCAACUAAGUACUAAUAAAAAUGACGCAAGUAAUACUACGUUGAGACGGCGAAGUUCCUCUAGGAACUUUAGUGCCAUUGAAGAAGAAGAAGAUAUAUACAGAUUUAAAACUUUCCUUGAUAAAACGUUGAUUAGGUGAACAAACAUUGCCCCCAAUAAAUCCAUAAUAACAAAACGUCUGAGUGAUGAAACCAUAUGCUCGACGAAAAAUAUCAAUGAAACCAAAAGAUAUAUGAAACUUAUUCCUUUUUGUUAUGUUUUUUUAAUAUUUUGGCACUGAGAAAAGAGUAUCGAUUGAUCAAUUUUAAAAUUGUUUGUUGUUUUUCUCAAAACAAAAACAUGUCUUCUCAUCUGACAUCACUGAUCAUACCGAGAAAAACGGACUGAAGUCUCUCCAGUCUACCAAAUAAAACAUUUCAAUGAAACUCGUGUACUGGAAUGGGAUAUUUUGUUCGUCUCGACAAUGACUGAAGCCGAGACGAGACGAGACGAAUUGCUCGUCUCGUUUUCUGGAAUAGGACUCAUAACCUUCUGGCCGUGAAUAUUCCGCGCGACCGUUGAUGUUGAUGCAUGUUCGGGGUAUCCAUACGUUGCCCGACGUUUAGGAUUGUGGUAAGGACCCACUUUUCAGCGCUAGUAACGAUUCGAUGCAAAAAUCCCUUUCUUUUAUGCCGUUGGAGCAAUUGUUCGCACGUGAAAAAACGGAGCUCGACGUCUCGUGGCUUCAAUUCAUACGGCACCCAAUGUCUUAUCUUUCGGAUCAUUACCAUUGCUUUUGAACGAUCGAAUAUGGUUUGUUGAUCUACUCUAAGUAUAUCUGCAAGUUCUUGUUGCGUUUGUGACGGAUCUUAAUCGAGUAAAGCCUUCAAUUCUUCAUCUUCAAACUUUUUUGACGGUGCGGGACGUUCUUCGUCUUCCAAGUCAAAAUUACCACUUUUAAACCGUGCAAACCACGUCUGACACGUUCGCUCAGUUGGAGCAUGGUCACCAUAAACUUCCACCAAAAUGCGCCAAAAUUCCGCAGCUUUUUUCUUCAUAUUGUAGUAAUGAAGUAACACACCCCUCAAAAACACUCGUUGGUACGAAAUUCAACAUAUUCGAAGCGACAAAAACUAUGUUGUUUACGCUUCAACUUUUUGACAUAUACUGAAAAAGACGCGCAAUGACAGUAGUUUUCCAACGAAUGUCUCAAAAUUUGAUUCACUGGAAUAAUAGUCAAUUUACGCCAUCUGUUGUAAAACCGAAGAAACUUACCGGUACACCUAAUAGAUUUACUUACUUAACGUUUGCAUAAAAAAAUGGAGUUUUUUCGGAUGGUGAUAAAAAAAACUAAGUUUGAUAAAUUUCCCAUGGAAGGUAAUUAUAUUAGCUUACUUGCAAAGAAAAUCUACGCUCUUGCGAGCGGCCUUCCGACAGUUUACCGGAGCAUUCAACAUGGCGUACAAAAACAUGCGUGUAGGGGUAUGUUUUUGAGUUCUUUCUUCGUUUCAUUUAUCAAUUCUUUCUCAGUUUUCGCGACAAAAUGGUUGGAGUAGUUCUUACGCUUCAGGUUUGCCCAGAAAUUCUCGAUGGGUCGCAGAUGGGGGACGUCGGGGGGUUCGCCAACUUGGAUACCACAUCGAUAUUCAGCCGCUGCAUCUCCUCUAACAAUUGCUUCGAGUAGUGGACCGACGCUAGAUCCGACCAGAACACCGCGUCUUCGCCCUUAUGGUAUUUCUUGAUGAACGACGCAACUUCCGGUAGGCACUUCGUACUGUACAUUCAAAAAAAAACUAACAAAAAUUAAAUGUGCGCUUGCAUAUCUGGCAACUCAGUCUGGAAGUCCGUGAGGUAAAACGUCAACAUCAUGCAUCCAUAUGAAAUGUCACGAUAUUGGAGAUCUAACGCAAAACGUAAACGAUCGGUGAGACAUCUGGAUUUUGUUUUUGAACUAAGAAAAUGAUGCUAAUGUAACCUAAAACCCAAAAAACAAAUCACGUAUAUUUUACUUCCGGGCUUUCCAAGGUAGUUCUCACAUGCAGGAAUCGUGCAUUUUUCUACUUGUGUUUGAUUGUGCUUUCGAAUUUCCUUCUUUAAUUCAACCAUUGUCAACAUUUUUAUAGUUUUCACUACUGAAAGAGCUAAAUAAAUAACAUGUUAUAUAUAAAAUUGCGCAGAAUUAAAUUUCUUACAAACUCAUCGCAAUCAAAUAUUCUUUUAUGAUUAUAAUAUUGUAAUUUGUGGAAAGAACUACAAACCUUCCAUAAGCUCACAUGGCACAAUUUAAAACCAUCAUCACUUUCACCGCAGCGCCGCCUAGGUGUAGAUUUGUACGUUAGAUCGCCAAUACCGAAAAUGACAUUUUCAUUUAUAAUAAUGUUGUAUUUGAAAAAUGUAUUCAUUUCUCCAUAAAAUCUUCCACCAUUUUUGCUUUAUUCACACAAGCUGUUUCUUUCUAUUUCAUAGCUGAGAAUUGUGAUGAUUAGUUAAUUUUUUUUUUGAAUUUAACUUCUCAUGGCCUCCUUCUUCUUCAAUGGCACUAACGUUCCUAGAGGAACUUCGCCGUCUCAACGUAGUAUUACUUGCGUCAUUUUUAUUAGUACUUAGUUUAGAUUUCUAUGCCAAAUAACACGCCUUGAAUGCAUUCUGAGUGGCAAGCUCUAGAAUACGCGUGAUCACAGUGCAAGUCGGAGGAAAUUUCUUUGACAAAAAUUCCCCCGACCAGAACGGGAAUCGAACCCGAACACCCGGCAUGUUAGUUAUGACGCUAACCACUCGGCCACGGGAGC
Toxorhynchites rutilus septentrionalis is the source of this 12772-nucleotide messenger RNA. RefSeq names its product serine-rich adhesin for platelets (gene cdc14). Gene Ontology annotation, biological process: protein dephosphorylation; regulation of exit from mitosis; positive regulation of cytokinesis. Lineage: Eukaryota; Metazoa; Arthropoda; Insecta; Diptera; Culicidae. The record is from RefSeq and is a predicted model, not a curated record. The transcript has 7 exons. Gene Ontology annotation, cellular component: centrosome; nucleolus; spindle pole. The coding region runs from base 1616 to 5164 and encodes 1182 amino acids. Gene Ontology annotation, molecular function: protein serine/threonine phosphatase activity; protein tyrosine/serine/threonine phosphatase activity.